CCAUUCUCAGCUCCUCAGUUCGUGGCACAGAUAUUUCCACCUAGAGGUAGGGCCAGGCUAAGUAUCUUUUAAAAAUGUAGCUACUCUUGGCCGGGCGUGGUGGCUCACACCUGUAAUCCCAGCAUUUUGGGAGGCUGAGGCGGGCGGAUCGCAAGGUCAGGAGACCGAGACCAUCCUGGCUAACAUGGUGAAACCCCGUCUCUACUAAAGAUACAUUUAAAAAAAAUUAGCCUGACAUGGUGGCAACGUGCCUAUAGUCCCAGCUACUCAGGAGGGUGAGGCAGGAGAAUCGCUUGAACUCAGGAGGCGGAGGUUGCACUGAGCGGAGAUAGCACCACUGCACUCCAGCCUGGGCGACAGAGCGAGACUCUGUCUCAAAAAAAAAAAAAGUAGCUACUCCCUGGGCCCAGUUCCUCAUCUAUUGAAUCAGAAUCUCCAGGGAUAGAAUUUUAUGCCUGUGAAAGUUUGAGAGAACCACUGCUGGGAACAAAACAUUAUUUUCAAACUGCUCUUAGUUUUGCAAGAGUAGUGGUUGGUCCCAGGGCCUGUCCCCAGUGUCAGGCAUACACAAAGACCUCCAUUUCUUUGUUCUUUCCAAAGGGCCCUGUGCCGUGGCUGCUGUCUUCCUGGGUACUUAGGAUCAUGUUCAAUACACUGGGGCAUCUCCUCUAGCAUCGGAUGGAAGGCCUUUAAGAGGGCUUGUCCUUUGCAUGAGGGAAGGGAGCAGUGCAUACGGAAGCUCCUCUCACUGAGAACGUCUGUGAAGGCUCUCUAGCCUGCAGCGUUGGCCAGGUUGGCUGACCAUAAGCCUUGGCUGCACACUGAAUGGCUCUGCCCUAGUGCUGGGCAUGCCAGGAGAUAAUGCUGUGAACAAAGUGACCACCUGACUCAGGACAUGCACAGGGCUCAUCCUCAUGGAUGCAGAGGCAGGACAAUGCCAGUGGACUCCCCAGGUUUCUCCUGCCUUGGAUUAGCUGGUGUUGGGUCAAGAUGCAGCCCUUAUCAGAGGCUUUCCUGGGCUUGGAGCCUCUCACUGCUGUGGCUGUGUGUCAGGUGGAGGCUGGCUUCCUUGUGAAGUCCCUGUGCAUAGAUGGCACCCUGGUCCUAGAGGAGGCUGGCUGGAAGUGAGCCACUCUUACUUCAGGUGCCAGUGAGGCUGAAUUUGCACUUGGAAAUGCGGGUGCCUGGGCAGCAUGAAGUCUUGGCCCAGCUUCUGCUACACCUGGGACUUGUGGCGCAUGAUAAGAGUGCAGGCAGUGUACGGUGUCAGAGCUGUGGCUGGAGGUCUCGCCACCCAUUUUUAGGGUGUGGCUGCUCUCCUGUGUGAAUUUUGGUGGAUCAGCAAGUUGGAUGUCAGAGAAAAGUGUCUUGUGAAGGAGACUUGUUUCCUACCUGUGUGAGUGCUUUGGGGAUGACCAGAGGGUACCCCAUGUCCAGCUCUUCCCAAAACUGGUCCUCUUGUAGGCUGUUUGACUGUGGGCUCUAGCGCUGGACCAUGUAAGCCAUUCUUAGCAAAGGUUUCAAGACAGACAUUGGGAUGGGAGAGAGCUAUGGGGCUGGAAGCUGUUCCUCUGGAGGACAGAAAGUUUUCCCCGCUUCAUUCGUGGCAUGAGCUCUUGUGAUUUUAUUUGUAAGCCUUUAUUAUUAUUAUUAUUUGAGACGGAGUCUUGCUCUGUCACCCAGACUAGAGUGCAGUGGCGAGAUCUCAGCUUACUGCAACCUCCGCCUCCCGGGUUCAAGUGAUUCUCCUGCCUCAGCCUCCCAAGUAGCUGGGAUUACAGGUGCCCACCACCGCGCCUGGCUAAUUUUUGUAUUUUUUUAGUAGAGACGGGGUUUCACCAUCUUGGCCAGGCUGGUCUUGAACUCCUGACCUCGUGAUCCACCUGCCUUGGCCUCCCAAAAGUGCUGGGAUUACAGACAUGAGCCAGUGCGCCCCACCUGUAAGCCUUUAUUUAGAUAGUUUCUUUCCACUUUUUACCACUUGGCAUUCUUCAAGUUCUUGUUCUCAUCUCUUUUCAGGAAGGAGAGGCCAUCCUUCCUCCCAAACAUUCUCUUCCCUUCAUUUGUCUGGGUAGGCGACAAGAAAACACGAUCCAUGGCUCCUGCGUCACACAGGGGCAUCGGGCUCGUUAACUGUCAAGAACGCUGCCAAACUUGUUUCAGCACGAAGCGUAGAAAAAAAAGACAAGAACUGGAUGAUAUUAAGUUGUCUGUCCAGGCUCACUUCCUCAAUUCAAAGCUGCACCCGAGGCAGUGUUUCUCAGGUUCCCUUCCUCUGCAAGACUCCAUUCGAGUCAGACAAGACUGGAGAGUUGUUAGAUGCCUCGAAGGCCAGAUGGUUCUCUCAGUCCAAUUCUCCUUUGUAUCACCCUCACCUGGAAGGAAUCCUGCCUCCCUGUGAGGAAAUCUAACAACCAGGGACUAAGGCUGCCAGGGAUUGAGUUAAACUCAGGCGCUGGGGAUGGUGGAGGGGAGAGGCAAGGGGUGUGAGGCUGACGAGGAGGAAGGGUGUCUGUCCUCAGAUCUUCUGGCUUUCAUAAAACAUAAUGGAGGCUAAGUGGGGGCGGGAAAAGUUUUGAUGGCACAGGCCGGGCUGGGGGGGAAGAUGCCUGGCACCUCCCUCCCACUACCUCCUGAAGGCGCUUCUGGCGGACAGGGGAGGCGGACCCGACUAGAGCACUCCCGGCCAAUCAGGAAGGCGCCUGGCGUUCCCUGGCGACCAUUAACGCCCAGCCGUCCGCGGGGUUGGAGGAGGCGGGGCGGCUAGAGCACUAGCCCCAUCGGCCAACCGCCGGGCUUCCUGGGGCGGAGAAGCUGUGCCUCUGGGAGCCGGGGCGGGGCUGUCUCCUUGGCAACUAUCCUAGCCCUCGAGGAGGGAGAAGGGAGGAGGAGGAUCAGGGGAGCCGAGCUGGGUGGGGGCCGGAGGAACGGGAGCGGGCGCGCGCAGGUGCCGGGGAGCGGAGUUCCUGGAGGGGGUCCCAGGCUCAAGGAUCUCGGCGAGACCAAGGGGAGUCCGUCCCGGUUCCCGAGGCGCUGCCGGAGCUGACCCGGAGGCCCGGGAGGGGAGGGAGCGAGACACCGCCCCCGCUGGCGCCGGGAAGCGUCGCUCCUUCUCGCUGACCUUGGUCUCGCUUGUCGCCUCGCCCUUGGCCACACGCACCGACGACGCGGGGCCCGGGAGAUGGACAGACGGGCCUCUGGAGGGACGGAGACCUAGAACAUAGGCACACACACUGCCCCGGUAGCCCCGCGGGCUCCGGGGCGUCCGGUCCUCGCCCACCCCGAGGCCGGGCCCCUCCAGCCCAGGGUUAAUGCCAACGAGUUUCCACCUCCAGCGGCUCCUAGAGAGGCCGCGGCGCGAGCCGGCGGGGGGACCUGGCCGCGGACGGACACUUCCUGUGCGGGGGAGGGGGGGCUGGGCGGCCGUUGGACAGUGCAGCCCAGCCCGGGGCUGGGGUCCAGAAGGCAACAUGAGUGAGAAUGAGGAAGAGGAAAUUUCUCAGCAAGAAGGCACUGGGGACUAUGAAGUCGAAGAGAUACCAUUUGGGCUUGAACCCCAGAGCCCUGGGUUUGAGCCACAAAGCCCAGAGUUUGAACCCCAAAGCCCCAGAUUUGAGCCUGAAAGCCCGGGGGUUGAGUCCCGAAGCCCUGGGCUUGUGCCCCCAAGCCCUGAGUUUGCACCCAGAAGCCCUGAAUCAGAUUCUCAGAGCCCUGAGUUUGAAUCCCAGAGCCCUAGGUAUGAACCCCAAAGCCCUGGCUAUGAACCUCGGAGCCCUGGGUAUGAACCCCGGAGCCCCGGCUAUGAACCCCGGAGCCCUGGCUAUGAAUCUGAGAGCUCUAGAUAUGAAUCCCAGAACACUGAGCUCAAAACCCAAAGCCCAGAAUUUGAAGCUCAAAGUUCCAAAUUCCAGGAAGGUGCGGAGAUGCUUCUGAACCCCGAGGAAAAGAGUCCUUUGAAUAUCUCCGUAGGAGUUCACCCCCUGGACUCCUUCACUCAGGGGUUUGGGGAGCAGCCCACAGGGGACCUGCCCAUAGGGCCACCUUUUGAGAUGCCCACAGGGGCCCUGCUGUCUACACCGCAGUUUGAGAUGCUUCAGAAUCCCCUGGGUCUCACAGGAGCCCUUCGAGGUCCAGGUCGGCGGGGUGGCCGGGCCAGGGGUGGGCAGGGCCCUCGGCCUAACAUCUGCGGCAUCUGCGGGAAGAGCUUCGGGCGGGGCUCCACCCUGAUCCAGCACCAGCGCAUCCACACCGGUGAGAAGCCCUACAAAUGUGAGGUCUGCAGCAAGGCUUUCUCCCAGAGCUCUGACCUCAUCAAACACCAGCGCACCCACACUGGCGAGCGGCCCUACAAAUGUCCCCGUUGCGGCAAGGCCUUCGCCGACAGCUCUUACCUGCUUCGCCACCAGCGCACUCACUCUGGCCAGAAGCCCUACAAGUGCCCACAUUGUGGCAAGGCCUUCGGCGACAGCUCCUACCUCCUGCGACACCAGCGCACCCACAGCCACGAGCGGCCCUACAGCUGCACCGAGUGCGGCAAGUGCUAUAGCCAGAACUCGUCCCUGCGCAGCCAUCAGAGGGUGCACACCGGUCAGAGGCCCUUCAGCUGUGGCAUCUGCGGCAAGAGCUUCUCCCAGCGGUCGGCCCUUAUCCCCCAUGCCCGCAGCCACGCCCGGGAGAAGCCCUUCAAGUGCCCUGAGUGCGGCAAGCGCUUUGGCCAGAGCUCGGUGCUGGCCAUCCACGCCCGCACCCACCUGCCAGGCCGCACCUACAGCUGCCCCGACUGCGGCAAGACCUUCAAUCGCUCCUCCACUCUCAUCCAGCACCAGCGCUCCCACACGGGCGAGCGGCCCUACAGGUGCGCCGUGUGCGGCAAGGGCUUCUGCCGCUCCUCCACGCUUCUGCAGCAUCACCGGGUCCACAGUGGCGAGCGGCCUUACAAGUGCGAUGACUGCGGAAAGGCCUUCUCCCAGAGCUCCGACCUCAUCCGCCACCAGCGGACCCACGCGGCGGGCCGGCGCUGACCUGGGGCCCCAGCAGGGGUGGGAGGUGUGGGCAGAAGAUAAGGGGCCAGGGAGCUAGAGGAACCUUUAGGGAGGAUAGUGGAGAAGCCGCAGGAGAAUGGAGGAGCUGAGGAUGCUGGAAGAAGAGGACCAGGGUGGAGGAAGUGACAUGCCCUGGAGACUUGUGGGAAGUGGGUUGGAGGGAGGCCAGGCCGGCAGCGGGAGGCCCUGGGAGAAAUGGAGAGAGGUCAGCGGAGGGCUGGCCUCAGCCGCGGCUCCUUGGUGGGUGCCUGGCUUGGCAACUGCUAGAGCAGGGAGGGGGGAGGGCAGGGGAUUACCUAAUUAGAGUGGGUUAGUUUAGAUUGGUAGCUGCUGAAACCCUCGUUGAGUCAGGAACGGGUAAAAGGUAGGUGGGGUGGGGAUUGGGGCCCCGGGGUGGGGCCUGGGCCUCUGCGUGCAAACCCCAGCCUCCCUCUUCUUCCUCAGGCUUUGGAGCCCCUGAGUUUGAGUUCAAUAAAAACUUUAUGUGGUAAA
Gorilla gorilla gorilla (western lowland gorilla) is the source of this 5534-nucleotide messenger RNA. RefSeq names its product zinc finger protein 768 (gene ZNF768). Gene Ontology annotation, cellular component: nucleus. Gene Ontology annotation, biological process: transcription by RNA polymerase II; regulation of transcription by RNA polymerase II. Lineage: Eukaryota; Metazoa; Chordata; Mammalia; Primates; Hominidae. The record is from RefSeq and is a predicted model, not a curated record. Gene Ontology annotation, molecular function: DNA-binding transcription factor activity, RNA polymerase II-specific; RNA polymerase II cis-regulatory region sequence-specific DNA binding. Bases 3312 to 5021 code for a protein of 569 amino acids. The transcript is spliced from 2 exons.